Chironomus riparius is the source of this 1602-nucleotide messenger RNA. The record is from the annotation of a GenBank genome assembly. NCBI's taxonomy places the organism in Eukaryota, Metazoa, Arthropoda, Insecta, Diptera, Chironomidae.
AUGGAAGCAGAGGAUAAAAUCCUAAAAUUAAUUAACUUUGAAUCAUCAACAUCCGAAAGGAAUGAAGCAAUCAAUUAUUUACAAAAACUACGUGGCUAUAAAGUGGAAAAUUUGAGAAAAGAUACAGUAAACAUAAAAGAUGACUUAAAUAAUCUUGAUAUUCAGUCUCAAGACAUAGCAUAUUCAAAUUAUCAAUCGUUCAUCAAGACAGCAGAGAGUUCCAGACAAGUUCUGAAAGGAUGGAAUGAAACAACGAAGAAUGUAGAGAAUUUAAUUGAAAAAGUUCCUGAUUUUAAUAAAAACAGUGAUAGUUUCGUAGAAACAGCCUACGACUUGAACACAUCUAGGAGAUUAAAUGCCCUUACCAUGAAAAAGCAUAUUGAGCUGCUUGAGAUAUUAGAAUUGCCACAAUUGAUGGAAUUAUCAAUCAGAGAAGAGAAAUAUGCGGAUGCACUGGAACUAGCGAGUUAUGUUGAAAAACUAAGUUCCAAAUUUGAUAACGUUCCGAUUGUCAAUAAUAUAGUUAAAACUAUUGAAUCAUCUUGGAAUGUUAUGCUUACUCAGUUAUUAUCAGAGCUUAAAACUGAUCUUACUCUUCCAAAAUGCCUUCAAAUUGUGGGUUUCUUAAAAAGAAUGCAAGCUUUUUCAACGCUUGAACUGAAGCUGAAGUUCUUACAGAUACGUGAUAGCUGGUUUAAGGAAAUCAUUGCAGCCAUUCCAAGAAAUGAUCCAUAUCAGCAUUUAAUUAAAACUAUUGAACUUACUCGUGUCAAUCUAUUCAACAUAAUCACACAAUAUAAAGCUCUAUUUGAUGAUGAAUCGGACACAAGAGAUACAGACACGAUGAUUCAUUUAAUGUUUACCAGCUGGAUUCAUGAGAAAGUUGAGGAUUUCUUAAAGACACUUGAAACUGAUUUAAUCAGCAGUAAUAACAAUUUGAUGGAUAUUGGAUCAAUAUUGGGACAAUGUAUGUAUUUCGGAAUUUCGUUCUCAAGAAUUGGAGUCGAUUUAAGAGCUCAAUGUGCACCAAUAUUUAUAAAAACGAUAUCCAGAUACCUAAAUACGUCAGUUAUUAAGGCAACGAAACAGUUUGAAAGUGACAUGGAAACUUUUACAUUAAUUAACAAAGAUAUUGUUCCAUUUAAACGACAUUUCAAGACCAACGUGGAAUCAAAAGAUUUGCAAGAUGAAAAAGAUUAUGCACCGCCUGAAAGUUUGCUAGAUUUUGAGCCACUUGCCUUAUAUUGUAAUGCAUUAAUUAAUAUUUUUAAUGAACUAAGAAGUUGUGCACCCAUAGCAGUUCUUCAAUCAUUUGUACAAUCACUAGAGAAUUCCUUAGAAAGUAUUUCAAAAUCAAUUUUAAGCUUCUACAGAAGUGAACAACAAGCAUUUGGUAUGAAGGAAAAAGAGAAUUUUCUAAAAAUGUGCACAUGCUUUUCAUUUGAGUUAGUUCCAUAUAUUCAGUCAUGUAUACAUCUCGUAUUUCCACCUAAGAAUCAUAUUGCUGGAAGUUUGGAAAGCAUUUCAACAUUAAAGGCUGAAAAAGUUUUAGAGACAAUUGAUCAUCUUUUGCCUGAUAAAAUUUCAUCCACAAAAAUUUAA